UAUGUAAUGUCAAAAUUGACGGUACCUGCUCAUGCUUGAACUGAAAAAAUAACAAUAUCCUUGGAGUAUUCCAAUCAAAUUAUAAUAAUAGAAAAUAGUUCUUUUGUUUGGAUUGUUUUAUUAAAGGGUAUGACUUCCUCCAAAAAAAAUUAUUUAUUUGAGCCCUUUAAAAUAACUGAGGUAAAAUAUAGAGGUUUUGCCAGUCCCCGGCCUAGAAGUGGACAUCGAAUAGCUUGCGAUGAUGUUAAAAUAUACUGUUUCGGAGGUUACAAUCCUCAUUUGCCUUUGAACAUAAUACAAAGGAACAACCCCACAUGGACCCCAGGAAUGCCUUUAUUCAAAGAGCUUUGGAGUUUUACACUGGCUACAAAAAAAUGGAAACAACAUAUUGUAACUGAGAACAUGCCAGAAGAAUUAGCAUCUAAUGCUAUGUGUAUGAGUGGGAAAUAUUUAAUGAUAUUUGGUGGCACAGGAGCACCUUUUGGUAAUAAAUGUAGUAACGAGGUUAUUACAUGGCGGACGUGUAAUGGUGAUGCCAGAUUGCAGAUAUUGGAUGUGACUGGUUUCCGGCCACCCCCUCAGUAUGGCCAAUCAAUUUUAUGUUAUGAUGGCAAUUUCUAUGCAAUAGGUGGCACCAAUGGUUUUGCAUAUAACUGUGAUAUUUACAAGUUAGAUUUACGAACAAUGGUCUGGGGGCCUGUUUUUAUUGGUACUGGUCAGGAAGGUGAACCCCAAGGCAGGUACCGACAUGAAGUCAUUAGAGUAGGCAAUAAACUGUACAUAAUUGGAGGUGGAACUGGUGACUUGGCAUUUGAAUUAAUGGAAAUACCUAUGUAUGAUCUGGAAACAAAUACAUGGACUAAAUUACUUCCGAAAGCUGAUGAUUCAAAGAAGGAUAUUAGUGCACCGUUAGCAAGGAAGUGUCAUAGUGCGGUGCAAAUAGAAACUGAAAAUGGUGUUCAAGUAUUUGUUGCUGGCGGCACAGACGGACAAAGUGUAUUUGACGACAUAUGGAGAUUAGAUAUAUCAAAAAUGCAAUGGACUCUGAUGCAAAAAACUGUUCUUCCACAUCCAUUGUACUUCCAUUCUUCAACAGUAACUUCAAAUGGCUGUAUGUAUAUAUUUGGUGGUAUAGAACCAAAUGAUAAUGAGACAAGAAGAAAUAAUAUAUUGUAUAAGGCUUGGUUGUGUAUUCCUAAAUUAAGUGAGAUCUGCUGGGAGGCCUUGUUGAGUCUCUAUCCAAAUCUUGAUCAUUUGGACCGAACCUCUCUCAUACAUUUAGGUAUUCCACUACAUUUUGUAGAUAGAUUACAUGUUUUGUAAAUUAUUCAGUAUAUCGGAGCAUAAUUAAUUCAUGCAAAACUUAUUGUCAAUCAGACAAUUGUCAGAUUCUUGUUUGAGUUUAUUUUAUUGUUGAAAUGAUGACUAUGUUCAUGUUUUUGUGAGUAUGUGUUCAGUGAAUAUUUUAUAUAUUAACCAUAAAGCAAGUACAUACAUCAAACAUAAUAAGUUCAUAUGCAUAAAAAUUUUGGUACUUUUGUUUAUCUUUCACAUUUAAAUUUAUGAAAUCAUAAUAAAUUAUAGCACUGUAUAAUAUAGGAAUUAAUCAUCUGUUUUUUUUAUUUUACUAUCAUGGUACAUGGAAGAAGAGAAAAUAUUUUUUCUUAAUAAUAAUGACUUUAUGUUGAUAUAUAUGUAUUAAUUCACGACAGCAACUGACAAUAUUG
Messenger RNA from Danaus plexippus (monarch butterfly), 1727 nucleotides. RefSeq names its product kelch domain-containing protein 10 homolog (gene slim). Bases 130 to 1323 code for a protein of 397 amino acids. The transcript has 3 exons. Gene Ontology annotation, molecular function: protein binding. NCBI's taxonomy places the organism in Eukaryota, Metazoa, Arthropoda, Insecta, Lepidoptera, Nymphalidae. Gene Ontology annotation, biological process: positive regulation of stress-activated MAPK cascade. The record is from RefSeq and is a predicted model, not a curated record.